This is a messenger RNA of Lachancea dasiensis, 1059 nucleotides long. Lineage: Eukaryota; Fungi; Ascomycota; Saccharomycetes; Saccharomycetales; Saccharomycetaceae. The record is from the annotation of a GenBank genome assembly.
AUGGACACCUCAAAUAAAGAGUUCCAUUUUGGUCUUCUGCGGAUCUCCAUGAUUCAGUUGCUGAAAAGCCAGGGGUUUGACAAGGCCUCCGUGGUGAUAUUAGAUGCAUACACCGACCUAUACGUGCGCUUCCUGCAGCUACUUACCCUUGAGGUAAUGCGGCUUUCACGAAGUAGAAUGGACGAGUACGAGGAUGUAGCCUUACAGGACAUAUCCCAGGCCCUAUUAAAUGUUGGUCUUUUGAAACCUAUGAACAUCCUUGACGUUUAUGAUGAAAAUCCAGAUCUUUUGAGUGAUAUGGGAAUGCAGCGAUUUAAGAACUGGUGCCUUCAGAAUACUAUGCCACAAGAGGCGCGUGCUGUAGCAACACCAACUGCUGACCUACUUCGAUCCAAAGACAAGGCUUCUAAGCCUUUAUCAAUGAUUCCAGAAUAUAUUAAUCAACUCGAUAAGGGUACAGACAAAAUAAGGUCUGACCAUAUUGCCCGCAAGGACGAAACGGUUGACCAGAUGAUCUCUAGCGGGGAUAUGGAUGAUUGGGUUCGUUUUCUCCUUCGCAAACAACAGCUUCAGUUUGCAGCGAAAGGUUCUGCAAGAGAAAUAAAAGAUUUAAACGCACUACCCCCUUUGCCGGGCCUGAAGAAUUCCGUUUUAUCAAGGGCUUACGCGCCAGAGGCAAAUGAAAUAACACCAGAACUGUACGAUGCCGACAAUGAGGAAAGAGUAAGGAAACAUAAUAUGCUGCUUUCCAAGAUGGUAGUAGAUCACAAAGGCAUGAGGCUAGAAAACAUUCGGCUGUCAUUCGAAGAUGAAGAUCUACGGAGUAGCGAACCUGGUGUCAACAUAGACGACGUAGGAUUUGUGGAUGAUGAGGCCAACGAAGACAUUGAAGAGAUUGAACGUUUUGAGGGCAAUCUCGGUCUAAGCUUUGACGGGGAUUCUGCCAAUUUGCAGCUUGCCGAAGCAAAUAGUCUCACAGAUACUUUUCAGCGAAGGGACUCGUUGGAUUUUGGGGAUGAUGUUUUUCAAAGAACUGAAUUUGACUUCAACACCUUUUAA